AUGGCGCCUGCAGCGACGAAGACCACAUGGGAUCACGAAUACAACACCCUGCGCCGAGAGAAGUUGUUUCGCGAGCCACCCAAAGACCACUCGGCCUACCCGCUCUUGCAGCUUGCCGUCAACCCACACAUCGAAUCGUUUGAUGCUAUCUUCGAGCCUGAUGGCCUGUUACAACGGGGUCUCGCCGACAUUGGCACCAGAGUCCUCCUCGAUGGCGACGACAGGACGUCAACAGCCGGCAGGAACCGGUUGAGCAUUAGAUACAAGAGCGUACAGCUCCUCAAAUCUCAAGUCCCGCCAAGCAACAAAUUUGCAAAAAAGCGAGAGAUCCUGCCCGCCGAAUGCAGAGAGAGACAUGCUACGUACCGUGGCAAGCUCUCUGCUACCUUUGAAUACCGAAUCAAUGGUGGCGACCCGCAGGAGUUCACCCGAGAAAUCGGAAACCUUCCCAUCAUGGUCAAGUCCAAAUUCUGCCACUUGAGAAACAACACACCCGCUCAAUUGGUCGCCAACAAGGAGGAAUCAGAAGAGCUGGGCGGUUAUUUUAUCGUGAAUGGAAAUGAGAAGAUCAUUCGUCUUCUCCUCAUGAACAGAAGGAAUUUCCCCCUGGCCAUUGACCGACCAAGUUUCGCGAACCGAGGACCGACCUACACCUCCAAGGGUAUCAUUCUGAGAUCCGUCCGACCAGACGAAACCUCCCAGACAAAUACUCUGCACUACCUGAACGAUGGAAACAUUACCUUUCGAUUUUCAUGGAGAAAGUCCGAGUUCCUCGUGCCCGCCAUGAUGAUUCUCAAGGCUCUGGUGGAAACGAAUGAUCGGGAAAUCUUCGAGGGUCUCGUGGGCUCACCCGACUCAAAGGGAAUCCAGAACACCUUCCUUACGGAUCGAGUCGAGCUCCUGCUGCGGACGUACAAGGCAUAUGGUAUCUACACCAAAGCUCAGACAAGGGCCUAUCUUGGCGAGAAAUUCAGGCCUGUCUUGGGUGUUUCAGAAACUCUCUCAAACUAUGAAGUGGGAACCGAAUUUUUGCGGAAAAUCGUACUUGUCCAUCUUGGAAAUGUACACGUUACCGAGGAACAGGACUCUGACAAGUUCCGCCUCAUUCUUCUCAUGAUCCGCAAGCUCUAUUCAUUGGUGGCGGGCGAUUGUGCCGUUGAUAACCCUGAUGCGGUCCAGAAUCAGGAAAUUCUCCUGGGAGGUUUCCUCUACGGCCAGAUUCUGAAGGAACGCCUGGAUGAGCUCAUUUCUGGCGGGUUGCGUCUGUCGCUACGCGAAUACUGGCGAAGGUUUCCCGGUCGCACGUUUACAUCACAAGAAUUCCAGAACGACUUCCCAGCACGAAUCUUCACAAAGAUGAGCGAGAACAUCGGAAACCUUCUUGAAUACUUCCUGUCUACCGGAAACCUUUCCAGUCCAUCGGGCUUGGAUCUGCAACAAGUAUCCGGCUUCACUGUUGUGGCCGAGAAGCUCAACUUUUUGCGUUUCAUCAGCCACUUCCGCAUGGUUCACAGAGGUAGCUUCUUCGCUCAGCUGAAGACAACCACGGUACGAAAAUUGCUUCCGGAGUCCUGGGGAUUCCUAUGUCCUGUCCACACACCUGAUGGAUCUCCCUGUGGUUUGCUCAACCAUCUUGCCCACAAGUGUAAGAUCAUGACCAGCUCCGUUGAUGCGUCAGCAAUCCCGGCCUUGGCAGCUGAGCUGGGAGUCGUUGACACUUCCUCUGCUGCCACUUCUGAAAGUGUUGUUGUCAUGCUGAAUGGAAAAAUCAUCGGCUGGUGUAAGCCAGCAGAGUCGAGGAGAAUUGCAGACACUUUCCGCCACUGGAAGGUGGAGGGUUCCCAUGGUGUGCCGUUGCACUUGGAGGUUGGUUUUGUCCCAGCAUCGAAUGGUGGAACCUACCCUGGUAUCUUCAUGUCAUCUGAGCCAGCUCGUAUGGUCCGUCCUACCAAGUACCUCCCACUUGAGCAGGAAGACUUUGUCGGCCCGCUCGAACAACCUUACAUGUCGAUUGCCUGUACCGAAUCUGAAGUCGUUUCCGGAGAGUCUACACACGUCGAGUUUGAUCCCACCAACAUUCUAUCCAUUCUGGCCAACAUGACGCCCUUUUCCGACUUCAACCAGUCGCCGAGAAACAUGUACCAGUGCCAGAUGGGUAAGCAAACCAUGGGAACACCAGGCACGUCCCUUCGAUACAGAACAGACAACAAGAUGUACCGCCUCCAGACCGGCCAGACCCCUAUUGUGAGAUCUCCUCUCCACAACGCCUACGGCUUCGACAACUUCCCGAACGGAACCAAUGCUGUAGUAGCUGUCAUCUCGUACACCGGUUACGACAUGGACGACGCCAUGAUUCUGAACAAAUCUGCACAUGAACGAGGAUUCGGUCACGGAACGAUCUACAAAACCAAAAAGAUCACUCUGAAGGAAGAGAAUCGUACCAAGUCCGCCAAGCAUGUAACAAAGCUUUUCGGACAUGCGCCCAACACACUUCAGAAGGGUUGGGAGCGGACACAGCUUGACGAGGAUGGCCUCCCGUUUGUCGGUCGCUGCAUCCAAGAGGGCGACAUUCUCUGCGCAUGGCACACUGUCUCUGCUGAUUACAGCGGCAACCUGGUUAACCGAGAUGGCAUCACCCAUUAUGAAAAGUACAAAGAGACUGAAGUUGCUUUCAUUGAGGAGGUGCGAGUCAUUGGUAGCGAGACAGGCAACGAGCCAAUGCAGACAAUCUCCAUCAAGCUGAGAAUCCCUCGAUCUCCUGUUAUCGGAGACAAGUUCUCAUCUCGUCACGGACAGAAGGGUGUUGCUUCGCAGAAGUGGCCAGCCGUCGACAUGCCCUUCUCGGAGUCAGGAAUCCAGCCUGAUGUCAUCAUUAACCCUCACGCUUUCCCGUCGCGAAUGACCAUUGGUAUGUUUGUCGAGUCCUUGGCCGGCAAAGCCGGUGCUCUUCACGGCUUGGCCCAGGACUCCACGCCUUUCCGAUUCGACGAACAGAACACGGCAGGCGACUACUUUGGGCACCAGCUCAAGAUGGCUGGCUACAACUACCAUGGAAAUGAGCCAUUGUACUCUGGUAUCACUGGUGAGGAACUGGCGGCUGACAUCUACAUUGGUGUUGUCUAUUAUCAACGUCUUCGUCACAUGGUGAACGACAAGUACCAAGUCAGAACAACGGGCCCUGUGGUGCCAACAACGGGCCAGCCCAUUAAGGGAAGAAAGCGUGGUGGUGGUAUCCGUGUGGGAGAGAUGGAACGCGAUGCACUGCUGGCACACGGUACAGCCUUCCUGCUCCAGGACCGCCUGAUGAACUGUUCCGAUUACUCACGCUCGUGGAUAUGCCGCAAGUGUGGUUCGUUCCUCUCGAUGCAGCCCACGGUGUCUCCCUAUGUUGGGAAGAAGAAGACAGUCAGCAGCGUGCGUUGCAGAAACUGUGCCACGCGCAUCGAUGAGCUAGAAGACGCCGAUCUGAGCAAGGUGGCUGGUGAGAUCUGGGAGGAUGGACAGGGCAACCAAUGGGUCGGUGGUGACCAAACCACCUUGGUGGCCGUGCCUGGUGCUUUGAAGUACCUCGAUGUCGAGCUUGCGGCCAUGGGUAUCAAGUUGAAGUACAGGGUCGACCCCAAGGACGCUGCUCGCAAGGGCCCUCUUGUACAGACCACCUGGGAUGCGCUUGAGGCGGCUGGCAAGAAAGCGCAGCCUGCUCUCGAAGCGGCCGCAUAG
Molecule: messenger RNA, 3720 nt
Organism: Pestalotiopsis fici W106-1
Lineage: Eukaryota; Fungi; Ascomycota; Sordariomycetes; Amphisphaeriales; Sporocadaceae
Product: DNA-directed RNA polymerase I subunit RPA2
Exons: 2
Coding region: 1-3720 (1239 amino acids)
Biological process (GO): DNA-templated transcription
Cellular component (GO): RNA polymerase I complex; nucleus
Molecular function (GO): DNA binding; ribonucleoside binding; DNA-directed RNA polymerase activity
Source: RefSeq, a predicted model, not a curated record